This is a messenger RNA of Babesia ovata, 1068 nucleotides long. Its product is annotated as thiamine pathway transporter THI73-like protein. The transcript is spliced from 2 exons. The record is from RefSeq and is a predicted model, not a curated record. The coding region runs from base 1 to 1068 and encodes 355 amino acids. NCBI's taxonomy places the organism in Eukaryota, Apicomplexa, Aconoidasida, Piroplasmida, Babesiidae.
AUGCCACGAGCCCCGCCAGGCAUACGUCAGCGUGAGGUCUAUUCGGAAUUACUGGUGAGCACCGGACUGCUUUUCGAGAAACGCCACAAAGCGCGCCAACUGGCUGACCUCGCGCAGCUUCACAUUCAGGCCAAGUGCUACCUAGACAGAUGGGUAAGCAGUGAGCAAGUGAACCGCGAAGUGGAAGUCGCGCUAGAAGGCGAAGGUGAGCAGUCUCCGGAAAUCUUCGAUACUCCAGGAGACGAUUUGCACGCCGAAGGGCCAGUGAUCCGAUCCGUUUCGAGCAACGCAGCCUAUGACGCCGAAUAUAACUGGGGAGAUCACCAUCGUACUGGAACAAAGGUGUAUUUAGCAACGAGCAGUAGCGUUAAUGAAGAAGGGCCUGAAUGUGGUGAACAGAGUGACGUAGGGGAUGCUGACGAUAUCGAUAACCCGGCGCAAUCAGCAACUACUGUUUUGGUGGAUAACAUUGGACGGGUCGAUCCAGUCGCUAAAACCACAUCUGGUGAUGCUGUUGUGAACAUUUUGGGAGAGGAUGAGACACCUGCAGGGGCAUUAGAGGAAACAGGUGACGCAAAGAAAAUAAAGCGUUACCCGAAUCUUACUGUGGCAAAAAUAAUCUGGACUUCUUGUUUCUUAACACAGCUCAUCGUAUCCGCAGCGAUAGUUAUAACGCUGUAUUUGUCGAAUAGGUUUGGCUGGAACGAAAAAUUCAGGAGUCUCCACAUCGUAUACCCAUUCGCUGCAUACUUCAGCACGCGUGUGAUAGCACAAGGCGCAAUUGAUUGGACCUUAACGAGAUACGUUAGAUCGUAUCAAACGGUUGCGAAGACGUAUACACGGCAGGAAUUAUAUCGCGUGAUCAACGGGACAAUUAACAAUACGUGCCUUGUGUUGGCCGUGGCUGCAGCUUCAUUACCGAACACUGUAUCCGAGGACUCUAUCACAUACGCUACGGUGACGAGUCCGUACAUUGGGAUUAUCGCAGCGAUUCUUUCUAUUAACGUCGUAGCAACGUUAUACCAGUGCUUUUCGAAAUAUCGGCUUCUACGCGACUUAUCGGCUUGA